AUGAGUAGAUACGAGUGGAUCAAGUCGCAGACGAACCGCGCGGUGUCAUGGCUAGUAGACACUGCGAGCGCCCAGGGAAGCGUAGUACGCACGGCCCAAGAUACUGCGACAGUACAGAAUAUCACGACGCACACUACCCCCGCACCCAAACAAGGCAGACUCAAAGGAAAAGCGCGGACAGAAGCGCGGGAGAAAGCGCGAAAAGCCAAAGAAGCCGAAGCCCUUCGCGUCGCCAACGAAGCUGCAAAGCAGGUCUCAAAACCACGUCAAGUCUCAACCGAUGAGCUCCUCCGACAGGGAAGAUAUCUACGAAAUCUUCAGGGGACGAUCAUAAUGCCAAAGAAUAUCUGGCGCGCAUACAAGGACGCUAUUCGAGGCCGCCAGAAGUACGUGGAAAAGUUCGCCGCCGAGGAGCCCGAGCACCAGGGCAACGCGGGACAUGUGUACUUCCUAGAUAUACUACGGCAGAUCGUCAGCAUGCUCGAAGGGCGCAUCCUGGUGCAAGCUUCCGCUUCGACGGCGACUUCCAAGAAUCAGGAUCGGGAUUUCACCAAUCUUUUCUCUCAGCUCAGCAUCGAUCCUGCUGAAGAUGCGAUUGAGCAGGAAGAAAACCCCAACUCUGAAGAGAAAGACGAUAUGGCGAUUGUUAAUGUUGCACCUGUUCGUUACGAACCGAAAGUCGACCCUGCUGAGGAGGCUAAGCUAUUGUGGUUCUGUUUCGUGGAUGACGCUGUCGAACUACGUGAUUACGUGAUCCUCAUCUGGCUCCGCUUCUUCGAAGGAGGCGACAUUGCUCCGAGUCUCCCAGUAGCCACGUUCCUGACAGAAGCUGCGAUGGCGCAAAUCACUAUGCUGGAGAAAACAAUGAAGCCACACUCCAUGAGUGAGAUGGGAAAACUCUCAAAGGUACUCCAAGACCAACAGGACUGGACGCUUGCGGCUAUAACGAUUAUGAGUGCGAGAGCAGCAAUGAAUGAGGAUACAACGUACCCAAUCUCGGUACCCCUGAGUUUACCACGACUGUUGAAGCUCAGCCCUCAGAUGGCCGUCGAUCCGAUUGUCAUAGAGAAGGACACGUUUCUUAUACAGUAUCUCAUGGAUCUAUCAUUGGAGCGCAACGGUUCCGUAAAGGUUGAACGCGAAUCAAGCGAUGGUGUCUCUUCUCUCAUUAACAAUAAGCUGGAUAUAAUUUCGCGGCUUCUUUUGUCCGUCUGGACUGGCACUUACCCAUCUGUCGCUGUAUUCUGUGUCGCGACUGCCCUCCAACACAUAUGGGAGAGCAACCGGGGUCAACUACGAAAGCCUAUGCAGGAACUGGAAAGAUACUUGAACAAACACCAGGAAUUCGCCGGGACCCUCUUCGACGAGCAGGUUUCCAUAUAUAGAUCCUCUACGACCGAAGAGCUCAAUACACUUAUGCGGUUUGUCCAGGUUAAUCCUGUGCAACUGGAUCGUUACCGUCAUAUUCGCGAAAUUUCACCUAAACAUCCAAAGGGUGCACUUUGCGGCCUGCAUCGCAACAUGUGGAAAGACCUGACUCUGUCAUACGAAUACAAGGAGAUGAUGAUGGAUCGUAUUGAAGAGCUUGAAGACCACCCAGGCAACAGUGAAGCGAUCCACAAGUACAUGGAGAAGUUCAUCAUCCCCAAUCCAGAUCCAAACUUCCUACGCUCAUCGAAUCCUGCCCUGUGUGGCAAACUACUUCUCAACGCCCAGAUGCGUAGAGAAGAGAUCAAUCUCAAUUUCGUCAACAUGAACCAGGACCUCCACGCAAUGUGCCACAUGUACAACGCACUCCGCCAAUUCGGCUAUCUCGACGAGCCCUGGCACGCGCUCGAAACCUACAUCGACCUCCACAUCAAGACAAUCUUCAUGGGCGAGCGCCCUACAGCCUCCGCUCAUGUCAUGGUAAACCGGGUAUUCCUCAGCUCAGGCCUGCACUCCGAGGCCCUGCGCCAACUCAACAAUCCCGAUAAGCGCACCAAGGACCCACGCUUUUUGGCGAAACAGAAGACGAAUCGCACGGGUAAUGUCACACUGUCACCGUUCAUGGGUAUACUGUCGGACUAUCUACACGAUAAAGAUACCAUCCAGCGCACGCUCUACCGCAUGGACGACGAAAUGGUCGCCCAAGCCAAGCGCGAACUCGUAGGCUUCAAAGGCCCAAAAUCCAGAAGCCCCGUCAAAUCCUACCUCAAAGACUCUGGCCACAUUGCUUUCCUCCAAGCGCUUGAAGUGCAAAUGAACCAGAUCGAUCGCAUCUUUGCGACUGACGGUAUCGGGCUGAGUCGCACUUGCACUGCUCUCUUUGAGGAGAUUACUUUAAAUGCCGAGUUUCAAUUGUCCACAUUGGCGGGACGGAAAGACGAUGGGUUCUCAUGCUUGGCCAUGAUGUUGAGACGGUUUGUGGAUGCGGAUCAAGGAGUGAUGGGGGCGAGGGAGGUGGCGGAGAGUGUGGCGGGGACGGCGGCCGCGGUGUUGAGGGGGUAUAUCCGAAAGGGCGGUAAGGGUAUGCCGCAGUAA
Molecule: messenger RNA, 2523 nt
Organism: Parastagonospora nodorum SN15
Lineage: Eukaryota; Fungi; Ascomycota; Dothideomycetes; Pleosporales; Phaeosphaeriaceae
Exons: 2
Coding region: 1-2523 (840 amino acids)
Source: RefSeq, a predicted model, not a curated record